Molecule: messenger RNA, 645 nt
Organism: Fibroporia radiculosa
Lineage: Eukaryota; Fungi; Basidiomycota; Agaricomycetes; Polyporales; Fibroporiaceae
Exons: 4
Coding region: 1-645 (214 amino acids)
Biological process (GO): proteasome-mediated ubiquitin-dependent protein catabolic process
Cellular component (GO): nucleoplasm; cytosol
Molecular function (GO): ubiquitin binding; polyubiquitin modification-dependent protein binding; proteasome binding
Source: RefSeq, a predicted model, not a curated record
AUGAAAAUCACUGUUAAAACACUGCAGCAGAAAGUCUUCCAGAUCGAUGCGGAGGGAUCAGACACAGUGGCCGAUCUGAAGAAGAAGAUACAGGACAACCAAGGGCACACUAUUGAGUCGCAGAAGUUGAUUUACUCCGGUAAAAUUCUACCCGACUCGAAGACCGUCGAAUCAUGCGAGAUUAAGGAGAAAGAUUUCUUGGUGCUGAUGGUCUCAAAGCCCAAAAACGUGACCAAUUUGCCUGCUGCAUCAACCAGUACCAGUAUUGCCGCCACCUCAAGUCCCGCUCCAGUCCCAGCACCAGCACCUGCUCCUCAGCCUGUAUCCGAGCCACCAUCUGUGCCGUCAGCUCCUUCACCCGCUCCUCAACCACCAAAUGCACCAAUCUUGACUCCUGCUCAGGCGCAGCCCAUCGCAGCGCCUACGACCGAACAGGCGUUUAAUGAUUCGAACUCGUUCUUGACUGGCGAGGCGUUACAAUCUACUAUUCAGAACAUGAUGGAAAUGGGUUUUGAACGCGAUCAAGUGAUGCGGGCCUUGAGAGCAAGUUUUAACAACCCAGACCGAGCAGUGGAAUAUUUAUUCAACGUAAGAGAGUCGCUACUUCAUGUUGAUUUUACAGUGCCUAUUCACUUCAUCGGAUAG